AAUGCUCCCGGAGCAAGCGAUGAUCGAGGCGAAAUGCAACAACCGACCGAGAAACAGAAACUUGGGCAUCGUCGUAUCGAUGAGCAAGGAGAGGUCAGUUAUAAAAAGGUACCUACCAAUGCGUUGAUGAGCGCUAUCCAGCUGGGUAUCGCGAACUCCAUUGGUAGCCUCGCAUCACGACCCGAUCGAGAUCUCUUGUUACAAGACUUUGAAAAAAUCGAAAAUGUAGCAUUUCCUGCGGCUGGAUCAGCAACAACGCCAUCGCAUUCAUUUGGAGAUUUUCGUUUCAAAACCUAUGCACCUAUUGCAUUUCGUUACUUCAGAGAACUUUUUAAUAUCAAACCUGUAGAUUUUUUGAGGUCAACGUGUACGGAACCGCUUAGAGAAUUGUCGAACGCCGGUGCAUCCGGGUCAAUUUUUUAUGUAUCUCAAGAUGAUCAAUUUAUUAUUAAAACCGUGCAACAUAAGGAAGCGGAAUUUCUACAAAAGCUAUUACCCGGUUAUUAUAUGAAUCUCCAACAAAAUCCGAAGACCUUGUUGCCGAAGUUCUUUGGAUUGUUUUGUUAUCAGAGUUUGGGAAAGAAUAUUCGCCUGCUAGUCAUGAACAAUUUAUUACCCCAAAAUGUAACAAUGCAUGAGAAAUAUGAUCUCAAAGGGUCCACUUACAAGCGUUUAGCAUCGAAAUCGGAGAGGGCAAAAGUGUCUCCUACAUUGAAAGACCUAGAUUUUAUCGAAAAUCACCCUAAUGAGGGAUUAUCAAUGGACCCUGUUUCGUACGACAGUUUAAUACGAACAAUAAGUCGAGAUUGCUUAGUUCUUGAAAGUUUUAAAAUCAUGGACUACUCAUUACUUGUCGGGAUCCACAAUGUUGAGCUAACAUCAGGUGGCAGAAGUCAGCCCGAUACAACUAGGAGGGAAAGUGAAGAGGCGAUGGAACAUCCGCUACAGUCCAAAUUUUCUGUUUGGGACCAAUCUGAAUUCGAGGGCUCUGUCCCACUCGGUGGUGUUCCAGCACGAAACUCCAAUGGGGAUAGUGAUAUAUUUUACUUCUAUAGCAUAAUUGACAUUUUGCAAAAUUAUCGAUUGCUGAAGAAGAUGGAGCAUACUUGGAAGGCGAUCUUGCAUGACGGGGAUUCAAUCUCUGUCCAUAAUCCAAACUUCUAUGCUCAACGGUUUCUGUCAUUUAUGACAGAACAUGUUUUCAAGAAAGGCCCAGAUAUUUGUAAAACUCCGGACCGCAGGUGUUGCGGUGGGGAAGGAACGCUGGUGUCCUUUCCAGGGAGUAACGCGCUCACCACCACACCAUGUGGGUCCUUCGUUUCGCCUAUCUCUCAGCUAGUUCUGUUGAUCACUCUCAUCAGCAAUCACCCGUCAAUGGGAUUGAUCUGGGGAGCCCAAAUCGGCAUUGAACCCAGUUAA
Messenger RNA from Angiostrongylus costaricensis, 1419 nucleotides. Lineage: Eukaryota; Metazoa; Nematoda; Chromadorea; Rhabditida; Metastrongylidae. The record is from the annotation of a GenBank genome assembly.